Molecule: messenger RNA, 1224 nt
Organism: Acanthosepion pharaonis
Lineage: Eukaryota; Metazoa; Mollusca; Cephalopoda; Sepiida; Sepiidae
Source: the annotation of a GenBank genome assembly
AUGAACACAAACGCAUUUCGUGUUGGCAUCGUUUUUGUGAGAAAAAGUUAUGGCUUGAGAAUUUUGCAUCAUUCAUAUCUAUCUAUCUAUCUAUCUAUCUAUCUAUCUAUCUAUCUAUCUAUCACCCUUACUCUCACCUCUCCUGUCACACAAAUUUUCACCCCUACUGUCACUCCUACUUUCACUCCUAGUAUCACCCUUACUCUCACCUCUCCUGUCACUCCAAUUUUCACCCUUACUGUCACUUCUACUUUCACCCCUACUGUCACUCCUACUUUCACCCCUACUGUCACUCCUACUUUCACUCCUACUUUCACUCCUAGUAUCACCCUUACUGACACCUCUUCUGUCACUACAAUUUUCACCCCUACUGUCACUCCUACUUUGACCCCUACUGUCACUCCUACUUUCACUCCUAGUAUCACCCUUACACUCACCUCUCCUGUCACUCCAAUUUUCACCCCUACUGUCACUCCUACUUUCACUCCUAGUAUCACCCUUACUCUUACCUCUCCUGUCACUCCAAUUUUCACCCAUACUGUCAAUCCUACUUUCACCCAUAUUGUCACUCCUACUUUCAACCCUAGUAUCACACUUACACUCACCUCUCCUGUCACCCAUACUGUCACUCCUACUUUCGCUCCUACUGUCACUCCUACUUUCAUCACUAGUAUUAGCUCUACUCUCACCUCUCCUGUCACCCCUACUGUCACCCCUACUAUCACUCCUACUUUCACCUCUACUGUCACUCCUAAUUUCACCCCUAGUGUCACACUUACUUUCACCACGACUGGCACCCCUAAUUUCUUCCCUACUUUCACCCCUACUAUCACUCUUACUUUGACCCCUACUAUAACUCCUACUUUCACCUCUACUGUCACCUCUACUUUCGCCCCUACUAUCACUCCUACUUUCGCCCCUACUAUCACUCCUACUUUCGCCCCUACUCUCACUCCUACUUUCACCCCCCCCUACUGUCACCCUUACUUCCACCCCUACUUUCCGACCAAUGCAAAAACACUUCUAUCUACAAAUUAUCUGACUCUAUUGCUAGUUCCCGAAGUUUUUGUAGCUACUGCCUCGUUGCCUCCCGGGUCAUAUGUCCAUCGCCACCUCCUCUCGCAUCCAUAUAAAGACACUCUUUUCGCUGUAAACACCCACAUGCAUUUCAUUAAAGACACAACUGUGACCGUUUUUGAUGACCAAAUAAACCAACUCUUUUAG